Messenger RNA from Stegodyphus dumicola, 3084 nucleotides. RefSeq names its product Equilibrative nucleoside transporter 2 (gene Ent2). Gene Ontology annotation, cellular component: plasma membrane. Lineage: Eukaryota; Metazoa; Arthropoda; Arachnida; Araneae; Eresidae. The record is from RefSeq and is a predicted model, not a curated record. Gene Ontology annotation, molecular function: nucleoside transmembrane transporter activity. Gene Ontology annotation, biological process: nucleoside transmembrane transport.
UAUGUUCUCUAAGUUCCGAUGAAAUUUUGAUUUCGGAAGAUUUUGCACAUUCAUUUUUGUUUUUUAACUACUUUCGCUUUAAAGACAUGUGAAUGGUUUAAGAUUUAUUUAUUCUGUAAAAUUCUUUUACCUUAAAGCUUUAAAUUGUUGUUGUUUAAACUUAACAUUGACAAAAAAUGUUCUCUCGAACACUGUGUUUCCGAUUUUGUUAAAAUUUUUAGUUAUAUAGUAGAAAGGCGAAACUUUGUUGCUUUGUGUAACUCUUUCAUUUUCGUGUAAUGUUUUUGGCAUUCUUUUAGAAGUUUAAAAGUGUAGACUAUGCUUAAGAUACCUGAACUUUUUGCAUAUUAAGUAAAUUGCGCGGGAAUAGACGACCCCCGCCUCUCGGGGAGGGGAAAAAAAAAUCGAAAUGGAAAGAAAAACUGACUGUAUUCCAUUAGCAUCUAUGGAGGAGCUCAAUGUGGAAGGCUCCCCCCAAGUUAGAGAAUCUGUUAAAGAGAAAUCAGGUAUUGGAUGGGAUUUAUGUAGAUGUGCAUCUGAAAUGCGACUAAUCUCUGAAGAACAAAUUGCUUCACCACCUGUGUCGGGAUCUCCUGCUCCAAAUACUUCUAGACCCAUUUCUUCUAAGCAGCCUGUAAAGGACAGAUUAAAUCUUGUCUUCUUGAUCUUAAUGUUGCAUGGUAUUGGAACUCUGAUGCCUUGGAACAUGUUUAUUACUGCAAGUUCAUACUUUGUAGAUUUCAAAUUAAACAUCAAUGACACGGAUGGCUCAACUGAAGAAUACAGACAGCAUUUUUUAUCAUAUUUAGGCGUUGCUUCUCAAGUACCAAAUGUGAUCUGCAAUGCUCUCAAUAUCUUUGUUCAGUUUGGCGGAGGAAAUUUAACAUUCCGAAUUAUUGGCAGCGUUCUAGUUGAAAUCAUCAUUUUUAUAAUUACUGUCAUUCUAGCAAUGUUGGAUUCUUCAACAUGGCCUGGUGCUUUUUUUUACAUGACAAUGGCAUCUGUUGUUGUAAUUAAUAUGGCUAAUGGCAUAUAUCAAAAUAGCCUUUAUGGGCUUGCAGCAAAACUUCCAAUGAAGUAUUCUAUGGCUAUUAUAUUGGGAGCAAAUACAAGCGGGACAUUCACCAGUUUGAUAUCAAUUCUUUCCAUAGCAGCUUCUCCUAACCAGCGAACAGCAGCAAUCUAUUAUUUCAUAACUGCCCUAUUUGUUUUAUUAGCUUGUGUUGACACAUACUUUGCAUUACCUCUGAUUCGUUUCUAUCGAUAUCAUGACAGAUUAGAACAGAAGGCUAUUACAGAUAGUAGGACAAGUUCAAGCCAGCCUCCUUAUUGCAAAAUUUUAUGCAAGAUAUGGCCUCAGUGUUUCAAUGUCUUUUUUGUGUUCUUUGUCACUCUGACUAUCUUCCCUGCAAUUCAUGCUGAAAUAAAACCUAUAGAUCCUAAUUUUAUAAUUCCAGAUGUUUAUUUUACACCAAUUACUACCUAUCUCUGCUUUAAUUUCUUUGCAAUGGUUGGGAGUAUGGUCCCUAACUGGAUAAAAUGGCCAGGACCCAAAUUCCUGUGUGUGCCAGUUAUUCUGCGUGUUCUCUUUAUACCUUUUUUUAUGUUGUGUAACUAUAUACCUAGUAGAAGACGAAUUCCUGUGUUCAUCACAAAUGACUGGGCAUAUUUUGGAGGAGCAGUUGCAUUAGGAUUUACCAGUGGGUAUUACAGUAGUCUUGCAAUGAUGUAUGCUCCAAGAUGUGUUGAGACAGAACAUGCCUCAAUAGCAGGGAUGAUAGCUGCUUUGUUUCUAGUUCUUGGAAUUGUAUGUGGUGUGAAUUUUACAUUUUUUGUGUCUUGGCUUGUUGAAAGUAAAAUAUUCUGAUUAAGGUAUAUAUAUAAUUUUGAUUAAAUUAACUGGAAAAGAAUUUUCAUAGAUAAAUAUGUCUUACAGUACAUAAUGAUAAAUCUUAAAAGUUUUUAAUAAGAAUUUAAACAUGUCAAGCUACAAGAUGCUGUGGAAGCCUUCAUAUACGGUACUUAACAGUACAUCCCUAGAGACUUUGUUACAAUUUGUAUUUUACAGCAAAUUGAUGUUGUAUUUGUUAUACAUAUUCAUGCAUAGUUUAUUGCUGUUUUUCUAAUAUCUAUGUAAAAUUUCUAAUACUUGAGGGAUCACACAUUUCAUCAAUGCUGUUAAUGGUUGAUAUUUGUAUAAAAAAUAUCCCUCUAAAUUAAAUUUUACCAAUUCAUUCAUUUUUGUUUUGUAUAAAAUUUUCAGAGAAACUUUUUUUAUUAUUAAACAUUUCUCUCAGUAUUGGUUAACCGUCCUUAUAGGUCUGUUUUUUGUAUGGUCAUUGUCUUUUUAUACUAUCAACCUCUGAUAGCAUCCUUAGCUAGUACUUGUGUUUUGUUCCUGUGAUAAUAUGAAAGUUUAAAUUUGAUAAGUGUAUAUUUAGAACAAUUUAAUGGCAGGCACCUGCUGUUGUUACCUGUGAUGGCAAAUUUUCUUGCUAAGAUUAAGUAUGAUUCAUAUAUAUGUAAUUUACAUGAAAAUUUCUAUCUAUAGUUUUAAGAAUAUUUUUCCUUUUGUGCUUAUGAAAUCUUUUCAGUGCUCUGAAUUUGUUAGGAAAUGUACAUAAUCUAUUAGGCAAGCAUUUACAAAAUAAUUAACCAAAUCUUGUGUAAAACUGUCAGAUUGUUUCACAAUUAUAUAUGUGUAAAAUAUUCAUUUAAAAUGAAAUAUAUAGAAUUAUAUUUUAUAAAAAUAUGGAAAUGUGUUAGAAAAUAUCACUUAAAACAGUACCUAGACCAGUACUUUUUUUGUAUUUGUAUGGCAUGAUAAGAUACUGCAUUAUGUAUGGUUCUACAAAGAGCGUUUUCUUUCAUACUUCUGUUGAUUCUUGAAAGAAACCUUUUGAUACUAUUGUAUGGUAGUUUUUCUGAGAAAACAAGCAUCCUUCAUUUAAUUUUUUGUUCAUACUCAUUUGGAUGUUUAAAUUAGUACUAGUCUGUGUGAACUUAUUUAUUGUGUCUUCUGUUGCAAUUUAAACUUUAUACUUCCUCUUGUACGUGAAAAUAAAAUGAAGUUUAGUAAGUUAA